AUGCCCAUGUCUGGCCGGACAGCUAGCGAGGCCACGCAGCAACCUGGCAGGGGCACGUUGAUGUUCAUCGAGCAUCAUCCGGAGUCACAACCAACCGCAACGUCAAGGGUGGUUACGAGUUUUGCCCGUAAAUGGCAAUCGAGCCAGAAGCGACAGCACCGACGCGUCUCCGCCCGGCAGGAUGCGGUAUACGCCAGAAGCCUAGUCGGAUGGCAGUCUCGGGCAGUGAGGCUUCCGCCACAAGCCCAGCCCUCCACGCAUGACGAGAGCGAUUCCUCUUCGUCGACCUCGCAGGCUAUCACGAUCACGAGCUUGCAGCCAACAAGUGGACUUCGAAAGGACCCUUUCAACUCUCUGCCAUCCGAACAAAGUGCCGACAUGAUGUCUGUCGCUGACCAUUUCAUUCACGUUUGGGCGCCUAUGGCGAUCACCCAUUUUGACACGUUGAUUGGGUACGUUGAGAAGCGCCUGCGAGUGAUGCGUCCCCUCGGAUUCACUAAUGAGGUCGACAGCUCCAACACGUAUCUCAGUCUCUACUGGCCAGUAGCAUUACAGGAUGACAUGCUCUUUAGUGCCACAAUGGCCUGCACGAGGGCCGCAUGGUGCCUCUCGCAAGGACUUUUGCCCGAAACAGACCGUCUCCACCUACAAUGUCGAGGCCUGGCAAUGUCAAAACUGCGUCUCAGGCUCUCCGGUGUCUCACCUAUCAAUGUUGAGACCUUCCUCUUUACCGUAGACUACAUGCUCAGUGUCUCGUACAUGUGGAAGGACGAUGAAGCACUCGACAUACAUCUUGCGGCAUUCAGGAACCUUGCACAAAGAUACCUUUCGACCAAUGAUACCAGUACAGUGAUGAGCAGCGUUGUUGCUCACCGCAUGAAGAGCUGGCAAGCUCUGGACAACUACCGAAAGCAAACAGAUGUAUUCCGACAAAGGCUGGAAGCACAGUCGCCCGACACAGGCACGCAGCUCACGCGCAUACACGAUACACUCUCAUUGCGACAACUUGAUAUUCUUGCCUCAUCGCCUCCAGCCUUACGUCAACUGACUGACCUCGGUCUGCUAAGCAUUGAGCUGCUUGAUGUGGUCCUGCAGGUACAAAACCUCAUGGACAAUGUUUGUGAUAAGUCGGAAGGUCACGCCAUUGCGUCGGUUACUAAGCAGCUGAAGGGAGCCUUGUUAGCAGAACAUUUAACCGAUAUCGACAUGCAGAUUGGUUAUGCUCUAGUUGGUCUUUGUCACUAUCUUGAUCCAGACUUCACGAGCACAACAACAUUUAGAAGCAGCGGUUUCCAGUAUCCCAUUUCCAAUAGGCCUAACAGUCACCAGGAUUUGGACACCGUAGCGCAGACUUACAUCAACAGAAAGCUGACUCGAUGUCUCCACGUUUCCAACAUAGCACGAAGCUGCGCCCUUUGGUCGUCCACCCUUCUCGGUAGCAUCUUGCUCGAGGUUGGGCUCAGUAUCGACAUCAGCAAGCCAUUGUCCAGUGGCACGUUAGCUGAACAUGGCCUGAAGAGCAAGGGACACAUCAUUUUGGCUGCGACUGCUAGAAGUCUGACAUUCGAAAGCGUGGCCGUUCUUUCCGAGCACUGGGCUGCGCCGCUCCAAACACAAUGGCCGCCUCCGGAACCAGACUUUGAUCAACUCGGACAACAGUUCCUCGGCACUAGAGAUCUCUCCGAAAUGUGGCGACGAUGCUGGCGGGACACGAUAAGAAGGCAGCAGGAGUGGAAAGAGCAGGGUCAGCUACGAGUAGGCAACCCGGUUGGUCCGGACGAUGACGAAGGCAAGAUGGCGUCGAUCGAAACCGAGUACAUGGUCUUAAUGGAGGCGAGGGAGAGCUUCCCAGUGAUGUCCCUCUCGAACCUCGGGACGUUAAGGCAAGCGAGGAACGAGACGUCGGACACCCAUCAGUAA
Molecule: messenger RNA, 1920 nt
Organism: Exophiala spinifera
Lineage: Eukaryota; Fungi; Ascomycota; Eurotiomycetes; Chaetothyriales; Herpotrichiellaceae
Exons: 2
Coding region: 1-1920 (639 amino acids)
Source: RefSeq, a predicted model, not a curated record